Molecule: messenger RNA, 734 nt
Organism: Antechinus flavipes (yellow-footed antechinus)
Lineage: Eukaryota; Metazoa; Chordata; Mammalia; Dasyuromorphia; Dasyuridae
Product: beta-arrestin-1-like
Exons: 2
Coding region: 1-717 (238 amino acids)
Biological process (GO): visual perception; signal transduction; G protein-coupled receptor internalization
Molecular function (GO): G protein-coupled receptor binding
Source: RefSeq, a predicted model, not a curated record
AUGGCCACUCUUCCCAGGACAGUGGCUCUUCCACAGGACAGUCUAUCUUCCGCAGUUAUUAGUAUCUGCCACUCUUCCACAGUGGGGCCAUUCUUCGCAGCCUGUUCACAGGACAGCCACUGUCCAUUCAUCCCUGUUCUACUAUAUUUAAGAGGGGUCAACAACACCAACAAGACGGUGAAGAAGAUAAAAAUUUCAGUACGCCAAUAUGCCGAUAUCUGCCUGUUCAAUACGGCACAGUACAAAUGUCCCGUGGCUGUGGAGGAGGCUGAUGACAUGGUGGCUCCAAGUUCAACAUUCUGCAAAGUCUACACCCUUACCCCAUUCCUGGCCAACAACCGGGAGAAGCGAGGCCUGGCUUUGGAUGGCAAGCUGAAGCAUGAAGACACCAACUUGGCUUCCAGUACCCUCAGGUUGAGGGAUGGCACAAAUAAAGAGAUCUUGGGAAUCAUCGUGUCCUACAAAGUCAAAGUGAAGCUGGUCGUUUCCCGAGGAGGUGAUGUGGCUGUCGAACUGCCCUUCACCUUGAUGCACCCGAAGCCCAGGGAGGAACCUGUGCGUCGAGAAGUUCCAGAGAAUGAAGCGCCCAUAGAUACCAAUCUUAUAGAACUUGAUACAAAGGUUCCAGUGGACACGGUUUGGGAAAUGCUUGACCUAACACAUCAGCAAGGAAUCCUGCCUGGCCUAGCAUGUCCAGGAACAAGCUUGGCUGCUUGAAACCCUUAGCAUGCAAA